ACUUCCUGGCAACAAGCUCAGUUCCUGUACUAGAGAGUGGAGAAGCGGGAUGGCAGAGAAUAGCUCCGAUAUCAGCGGCUCCGGCUGUCGGAGGUGUUCCGUCCAUUCUCCUGGAGAAAGAACUCAAACGUCCGGCUUCGGGGCAUCCAAGUGGGUCCGCUUGAACGUGGGGGGCACCUACUUCUUGACUACACGACAAACAUUGUGCCGAGAUCCGAAAUCCUUCUUGUACCGUCUGUGCCAGGCCGACCCCGACCUCGACUCCGAUAAGGAUGAAACUGGUGCCUAUUUAAUAGACAGAGACCCUACUUACUUUGGUCCAGUGCUGAACUACCUGAGGCAUGGGAAACUGGUCCUCAACAAAGACCUGGCAGAGGAAGGUGUGUUGGAAGAGGCUGAAUUCUACAAUAUCACAUCAUUGAUAAAGCUUAUCAAAGACAAGAUCCGGGAACGAGACUGCAAGACGUCACAGGUGCCUGUCAAGCACGUCUACAGAGUCCUGCAGUGCCAGGAAGAGGAGCUCACGCAGAUGGUGUCCACCAUGUCUGACGGCUGGAAAUUUGAGCAGCUUGUCAGUAUAGGUUACGGGCGGGACCACCAGUCAGAGUUUCUGCUGAUUGUGUCCAGGGAGGUGAAGGGAGAGGAGACCGGCUUCCCCAACCGCAGCGGCGAGCUGGUCAGCAUCGGCUCGUCCUACAAUUAUGGAAAUGAAGACCAGGCCGAGUUCUUGUGCGUCGUCUCCAAGGAGCUGCACAACCAAUCGUACGGCACGAGCAGCGAGCCAAGCGAGAAGGCCAAGAUCCUUCAGGAACGUGGAUCCCGAAUGUGAAGAGACAGUAUUAAACCAUGAGAAUUCUGUUGUGCUACGAGCUCCGGGUAAAGACACAAACAUAUCACAGAUGAAGAGGAGCGUUUUUGCAAGAAAGAAGAGAAGUUACUUUGGGGCCUACACCCCCACCCCCUUUUUUAUUGUGUAUAUCAAGUCCACUUAGUGACUUUUUGUGCCUGUACAGUAAACUGGACUGAUUUUGUUUUUGUUUUUUGUUUUUUUGUUUGUUUUUUAAAGCAAAUGGAAAGUGUUUUUUGUUUUUUUUUGUUUUUUUAAGCUUUUUUUCAAAUUCAGAUGCAGUAAAUAUGUCAUUUGUAGUAAGCUGAGCAAAGACGGUCUUACAGUCAUUCUUGGCCAAUGAUUUACUCAGGGUCUCCCAUUGUUGUUUCUUUAGGUGCAUUAACCUUCUUACUCUAAGGUCUUGUAAGGGAAUUUAACGGUAUGUGAAUUUAAAGGUAUGUAUUUGCAUUUGGGAUUUUGCUCAAAAAUCCAAAUACUUUCGGCAGAGGGAAAUCUCAGAGGUUUUAAUUUUAAUAUUUGACUGAGAUUUUAGACUAAGAAAAGAAAAAGGGACCCAUGUAGCUGUUUACAGCUUGAACGUUAAUGUGCAUCGAGUUAUAGGGAUGGUGCUUUAGGUUUGAAAAUAGCCAUAUAACUAAAAGAAACGUGUUUAAUUUAGAAAUGCAAAUUCUCAAGACCUCCUUGUCAUGCUCAUCUUUUUCAGUUUUCCUUUUGCUUUGGGCAGAGAAUUUGUUUUGUACGGUGAUGGGGUUUGGGAAAUGGGUGAGGGGGUGAUAUUUUAAGGCUUUUUCCUAUCUGGGAUGUUUAUGAUACAACUUAUGGUAGCAAAGAACAAAAAUUGAUUUAAUUAGAACUGCACAUUUUGUAUUCUGUGUGGUGUACUCAACUUAAGGUUUUAAGUUGUACUGGAGCUAUUGAAACAGGAGUGUCUUCGACACAAUUGAUCUUCUACACAUUAUAGUCAUGGUUUGUUUGUAUAUAAGUCUCUGUAUAUUGAGAUUUACCAAUCACGGCAGAUUUCAUAUGCCUAGGAUGUUUAAUUUUUAUGUUAAGGAUUUACAUGGAAAGCUUAUGCUUUCCAGUGACACAAUUUUAACUUGGCACAGACAUCGACUGUUAGGCUGGUUCUGCUGUAAAGUUUUUUUGUUUUGAUUGAAAGUCCGAUCCCUUUGUCUUGCAUGAUUGCACACACUCCGAAUAAGAGUGUGUUUGUAUGUGUAGAUAUUUUAUACACACCCUUCCAAACACCGCAGUGUAAAGACAUUGCUCAUAUGUAGAUAUACUUGCACACUAUAAAGCUUGGCUGAAGACUGCAGUAGUUUGCAAACAUGCAAGUUAAAGCACUGAGCCUCAAUUCUUAGUAAUACAUUGUCAUUAUUUGCUCAGGCCUAAUCUAUAGUGUGUGGAGGGAAAAUAUACAUAUAUAAUAUUAUAUAUGAUUUAUUUUUAGUAUAAUUUCCUUCAGACCAAAUCCAAUGUCAAAGUGCAACUUAAACAUUGAAUUCACGUGGUCCGGGUUAACACAAACACAGGUGCGCACACAUCUGUAUGGUUUUGGAUAUUCGUAAAAAAGGAGUGUAUGUCUAAUGGAUGCAUGCUGUUCUCUUUUCUUUUUCUUUUUUUUUUAAACUAAUACACACAAGGGCUUUUAAAUGUGGAGUGCAAGUGAUACAAUCUGUAAAGAGGUUCUGCAAAAAUGGGACAGACUUAUUGCCGGAGUUAGGCAAUGUUUACAUUUGCAAUAGUGUUGAAGCCUUCCAGUAAUCUUGCACACCUUUCCUUACCUUAAUAUAGUGACAGAUUUGUUUUAUGUUUCACUGGAGGGACACCGUCUCUCCCCAGUCCAGUUUAACUGACCAAUGUAAAUAAUGGACUUUGUUCUACAUUAUUGUUAACAUAUCUUUAUACAUUUCCCAGUUGUUUUAUGUUAACUUUUUUUAAAGCUGGGGAGAAGGCUUUCAACCCCCCUCCAUUACAAAAGCUAAGAAUAGAGUGCUCACAACACCCCUUCGUAACAGAGCCAAAAUGGCCACCGUGGAGACCUCGUUUGGAGUGACGGUGAUCACACCCAGCCUGUGCUCCUUGCUGUGAGGAACAACAGUCUGGCCUGGUUGGUGGGCCUCAGUGAUGCCCAAUCUGUGGUGACACAAGUGAAGGGAUGCUGUACUGUUGCAGUGAUGUUCAUGACUGGUUUUCAGGAGGUGUUGCUAUAGCAUGCAGUGCCUCCCUAUUGUCCCUACCCAGCCCAUCUCAUAUUUUGACUAAUGUAGCAAGAAUACAUUACAGGUCAUUUCCAGAGGCUGCUGAAGCUCAAUAUCAAAGGCUAAUAUAUAUAAUGUGUAAAGCCUACCAGUUGUAUGACUUUAUUUUUAUCCUCAAAUCUGCAAAAUAGUUUUCCUUUUUUUUUUUUUUUAAGAACUAGGCCUAGCAGAUUGAAGUUUUUGCACCAGUUUUUCACUAUUAUGAUUACAAUAUCAUUUCAAUGUUUUGUAUUUGUGCAUAUUUUUUGUUUCUUAUAUAUAUAAAUAACAUAAAAUGACUGGGAGAAUAUAAGAGUGAUAUUGAGCAAAGUGUGAACUAAUAAAUAAAUGGUCUUUAACUUACACAGUAAA
Molecule: messenger RNA, 3462 nt
Organism: Conger conger (European conger)
Lineage: Eukaryota; Metazoa; Chordata; Actinopteri; Anguilliformes; Congridae
Gene: kctd5a
Product: potassium channel tetramerization domain containing 5a
Exons: 7
Coding region: 50-829 (259 amino acids)
Biological process (GO): protein homooligomerization; proteasome-mediated ubiquitin-dependent protein catabolic process
Cellular component (GO): Cul3-RING ubiquitin ligase complex; cytoplasm
Molecular function (GO): cullin family protein binding
Source: RefSeq, a predicted model, not a curated record